Molecule: messenger RNA, 6126 nt
Organism: Symbiodinium necroappetens
Lineage: Eukaryota; Dinophyceae; Suessiales; Symbiodiniaceae
Source: the annotation of a GenBank genome assembly
AUGGAAGUGGAGGUGAACCGCCUUCCUUCGCGAGAUGGAUUGAGUUCGAUUCCACUUUCUCGCAGAUCAGGGUACAAGAUCUUCUGUUUCGCGGAGGAUGACUGGAUCGAGCAGGCCACGGUCGGCUCUGUGAACUUCGCCGCCCCAAGCUCCCGAAACAAGGUGACUUUUGCGUCGGUGACGGCCUUCAAGGAUCUGGUUGGAACCGCGACAACGUUGGACCUGACGCCGCCGAAUCUGACUCUGCUCGAUGUUGCCGCAACCGAGGACAGAAUCGUGGUUUCUGUGUCGAUGGACGAGGCUGGCACGGUUUGGUGCCGUGCCUACCGGAAGGGUGCUGCGAUGCCGCUGGCUCCAGAGAUCCUGGAAACCGGAUUCUAUGUGGAGUCCCCCGCUGAAGCUAUGGCUGAGGUUAAUAUCACGGCAGAGAACGCAAAAGGUGAUCCCCUGGCACAAGGAACAGAUUAUGAGGUGUACUGCUAUGCGGAGGAUGUCCCCUGCCUCCGCUGUUCGGUGGCAGCUGGAUCAUCCGUCGAGGAGAUCAGGAAGACGCAAGCCGGCAUCCGCACUCUUGAUGUCCUACCACCUCGGGUCACAGUCCUGUUUGCGGAAGCAUUGAGCAAGGACACCAUCCAGCCUGGUGUGAGCACAGGUUUCGAAGAGAUGAUCAAGGGCGCGAACUGCACUGAAAGCCAUCCGCCGCAGCGUCCUUGUGGCAGCUUCUGGAUCUACGACCUGGAUGAUGUGGAGGACACUCCCCUGGAUGGCGUGUCAACUGUCCAGGACCUUGCGGCAUCAUACCAGUACACCCGCGAUGUACAGAUAACUCUCUUUGGCCUGACCGAAGCGACGGUGUAUGACCACAUUUACUGCUUCGCUGAAGACGACGAAGUUGAUGGCCUCGGGUCGGCACCGAACAAGAUGUAUUACGACACAAGCGAUGCUCCAGCGGGAACGGAGUCCAGCAGACUCGUCAGUUCCGUGAAAGCCGCAGUCGGAUCCAUUGUGACCUUGGACGAGUCACCUGCGACAUUCACGCAGCUCGAAAUUCUGGAUCCCACCGUGCAGCUCUUAGCUGAGGAGGGUCUCAUCGCAGUGAGCCUUGCUCUGAACGAGCCCGGGACGGCAUACUGCCGCGUGACAAGGUCUGAUUCGGGAGAAGUCGGCUCAGACAUGCAUGUGAAUCGGAUCCUUGCUGCUGGUUGGUCCGCUGUUCACGCUGGACCACCUGCAGAUGCCGUGACCAUUAAUAUCACCGCCCUGGACAGCGCUGUGCCUUUGGAUGUCCCUUCUGUCCCCGUGGAAGCGGCAACCCAGUACGACGCCUACUGCUGGGCCCAGGACAAUGCCGUGAGCACCCUGGGCUUCGCGCGUCCGAACUACAUGACGCAGCAGUAUGUCACUUCUCCUGUCGUUUCUCCCUCAUCACCUUCAGGGGGAGCGACUGCUGGCAUUUGGGUCACGGACAAGACUCCGCCUACUAUCAUCUAUGUCUCCUCCGAAGCUGUCUCCAGCGACACGUUGCAAGUCACUCUGCAGCUAGAUGAGCCUGGAACGAUCUGGUGUGCAGCUGCUGAGCCAGACUCCUCCGCGAACACUCAGAACUGCAGGGAAGGUGAGCUGCAGGACUCGCAACCUGAUCCAAGCAUCGAGCCAUGCUACUUCGAGACCUUUGCCAAGGGGACCUAUGCCGACGGAACUGUUUUCAAGGCUGAAGUCUCGCAGCCGUUCAGGGAUGUGGACAUCGAGAUCAGCAGGAUUUGGGAGCGCAACGGCACCAGCACAAGCAAGUUGCAGCCGGAGACUCCCUACAAGAUCUUCUGCUUCGCCGAAGACGAUUGGGUUGUGCAAAGUACAGCCGGCGCAGUCAGUCCGAACUUUGCGGCACCGACGAGCCCCAACAAAUCGCCCUUGUCACAGGGCCAGUCUCUCCUGGCUGCCAUCGGGACCAGGACGACCUUGGAUGAAAGCCCUCCACGAUUUGCCAAGUUGCUCAUACAGAACCCAACGCAGACCAAUGAUCGCAUUGUUGUUGUCUUUGCGCUGAACGAGCCUGGCACGGCAUACUGUCGAGCGAGACGCGUCGACUCCGCCGCGGCUACAACAUCAAUGAAGAUACCUGACAUCCUUGCUGCCGGCUGGUCUGCAAGCUUCUCAGGGCCCGAUGCAACCAUCGAAAUGACGAAGACAUCUAUGCCACAUCCAGGUGUUGGGGCUCUCGACACGUCGACAGCCGACUUCGACGAGCAGACACAGUAUGACGUCUUCUGCUGGGCCCACGAUGAUGCUGUCGAUGGCAGGGGAUAUGCAAGACCCAACCAGCAGACUGAAGAAUAUGUGAACACGGAAGUGGGCCAGGGCGAAGUCAUGAACGCAACGCUCGAAGGUGGCAAGACACCAGGAGUUUGGGUGGCAGACACGACACCUCCCACCAUGUUGCUCGUACAGGCAGAAGCCCUCCGGAGUGCCACUCUUCAGGUACGGCUCCAGUUGAACGAGCCCGGCACCGUUUGGUGUGCUGCCGCAGGCAAGGGCUCUCCGGGAAGCUAUUGCUUGGACAGCGAGCUGCAGUCAGCAUCAUCUUCUGCAGAUUGCUUCUUCGAGGAUUACAUCAAAGGAAACACCUCUGAUGGUACAUCCUUUAGUGCGUACGUUUCCGAGGCCUUCCAGGACGUGGAAGUGGAAAUCACGAGGAUUCUACGAAAAGAUAUGACAGCUGGAUCACUGCUUCUGCCGCAGACGACUUAUCAGAUCUUCUGCUUCGCAGAAGACGACUGGAAAGCACAGGCGGACAGUGUCAAUUCCUCUGCCGAGUACGUGUCACCAACAGGCUCACCAGCUACAACCUUCGUCACAGUGCAGACCUUUUCGGACAGCAUCGGUGAACUCGCAACACUGGAUGAGGCAGCUCCCAGCUUCACCUUGCUGGAAAUCCAAGAUCCCAGCGCUGAAGAAGGAGUCCUGGUCGUAAACUUCGCUCUAAACGAGGCAGGAACAGCGUACUGCAGGGCGACCCGCUCGGACUCGGGCGAGUCUGCUGAGGACAUGCCGAUCAACAGGGUUCUGACGGCCAACUGGGUGGGUGAGUACGACGGCAGCAGCAACGUCACCAUUGUCAUGAACAACUUGGAGAAUGUUGAUCCCUCUGCCACAAAGCGCGACGAUGAAGUCGCAGCUUUGAUGGCUGGAACGCAGUACGAUGUGUACUGCUGGGCCAAGGACGAGGCCACAAACACCUUUGGAUACCCGCAACCGAAUUUCAUGGCAGCAAGCUAUGUCGCAAGUCCAGUCCUGUCUGCCGCUGCUCCAGCUGGAGGCUACACAAGGGGUGUUUGGGUUACAGAUAGCACGCCGCCCACAAUGUUCUUCUCAGCCUUCGAUGCUCUGUCGGAGGAGUCUCUUCUCGUGCAGCUUCAACUCAGCGAGCCUGGUACGGUCUGGUGUGCGGCAACGAUGCCCAACGGUGGCUCUUCCAGUUAUUGUCGACCGAACGACCUCCAGGACAGCGAUGCCUUGGCUGCCUGCUACUACGAGGAUUACAUCAAAGGUUCAGCGGGGCAGGGCACGGUGUUCAUGAAGGAGGUCUCCGAUCCGUACACAGAUGUCUCAGUGGAGAUCGAUCGCAUAGCACUUUCUGGCAUUGGCGGAGCUGGAUUAGGGGCACCAUUGCCUGCAGAGACACAGUUUUCGGUGCUGUGCUUUGCGCAAGACUCGUGGGACUUGCGCAGUCAGGAUGCUUUUUCACAGGGCCAGGGGUCCCCGAACUUCGUGGCACCAGGCGGACCCAACAAGGUCACAAUGGCGCAGGUUCUCUCUUUCGUCACUGCAGCAGAGAGCCUCGGAGCUGUGGCCACCACGUUGGACCUCACAGCGCCAAGCACCACCAGCUGGGCCCUCCAUGCGCCUCCCGACUCCGAGUCCAGUUUGGAGGUCCUCUUCGGAGUGGACGAGGCGGCAACGCUUUUCUGCCUACCUCUCCUCACAGGCGCGGAGACACCUCACAUCAGCACUAUCACUGCAGAGGGACAUUCUGCCAACUGUUCUGCCGCCUCCUUUGACGCUGGCGACUGUUCAAGCUUGACAAUGGCGCUGCCGGGGCUGUUGCGUGGCACGGGCUAUGAUGUGCAUUGCCAGCUCGAGGACGACAACAUGCACCCCCUGCUUCCGAACCGUCGAGUUCUGCCCGUCCUUUCCGCCAGCGUCAACGACUUCACGCCUCCAGAGAUCCGCGUGGUCCGAGCCAGUGGCUCUGAGCCUGGGCUCAUUGUCGUGACAUUACAGCUUGAUGAGCCAGGUACGGUUUGGUGUUUCAGCCCAUCAACUGUGGGACAGGUUAUCUCGCCAGCAUGGGUGCUUGCCCACGGCUGGCGCUCGGAGACAGCUGCCGAUGCAAACACGGAUGUGGAGGUCACGGUGUCGCGCCGCGGCACCACAGAACUGCAGCUGGUCUCAGAAACCGCAUAUGAGACUUAUUGCGCUGCCCAAGACACAGCCGCCAAUCCCAGCUGCACGGAUCCUGGCUGCCCGGCGGUUCCCAACCUGAACACGCUUGCAGAGAUGCAGCUUGUGCGUGAUGCGGUGGGGCAGAUCAUCACACGCGAUGUGGACCCGCCCACCUUCUCACUUCUUGGAGCCAGGGGUGUUGGCGAGGACAUGCUCUCGAUCACCCUGCAGUUGAACGAGCCCGGCACAGCCUACUGCCGCGCUACUCGCACCGAUGCAGCAUCUACAGCAUUGCACAUUUCUCAUAUAGUGCAAGCGGGAUUCUAUGCCACCAAUGAUGCGAUGGCAUCUUCAGUUAUCAGUAUCGACAAGUUGGCCGAUCGUGCGACAGAAGCUCCUUUGACCCGCGGAACCGCGUAUGACAUCUUCUGCUGGGCCAAGGAUUCGGCGCAGCUGCACUCCUGUCGGCCUCAGGGCGCCAGCGCUGUUUGCAGCUUUGAGGCAUCUCCGAAUUUCAUGGAGCAGAGCUACGUGCAAACUCGAUUCUCUCAAACAGUCCAUCCGCCCGAUCUGGAAACGGGUGCCAGUGGAGGCCUCAUAGAUAUGGUUCGUACCUGGGACACUACGCCGCCUGUGCUAACCUUUGUAUGGGCAGAAGCGCGAUCGGAGGAUUCGAUGACCGCAACCCUUCAACUUGAUGAGCCUGGAACUGCGUAUUGCCGAGCCUACGACGUGGAUCCCGGAAGCAACGUGACCUUUGCAGACGUCGUGGCUGCGCCGGGCGGACCUUUCAGCUUCGACCUUCCCUCGGACUCGCCGCUGCGAAGCUUCACGGCCUCCGCGCAGAGAAACUUUGAGAUCACCGUGACCGGUCUGUCUCGGGAGGUGCUGUACUUCGUCUACUGCGUGGCAGAGGAUGAUGAAGCCACAGACGGGUGCUUCCAACGCAAUGCCACGGAAAGUCCAGAUUGUGGCAACAACGAGGCAGCGCCGAUCCUCACCGAACCACUCGGCCGGUAUUCCCUGGAUCUGACCCCGCCGACUCUUCUUGUGCUGGACGCGGUGUCGUACACACAGGAUUCUGUUCGAGUCACUGCCUCGCUGGAUGAGGCAGGCACUGUGUGGUGUGCCGCCGUGCUCGACCUGCAGCCUCCACCUGCGACCAAUGAAGUCGUGGCCGCUGGAUAUCUUGCGAGCAUAGGGGCCGCUGGAGUUCUGGAUGUGACCAUACAGAACUUGAUGAGGGACACCGAGUAUGACGUUUACUGCUUCGCCCGAGACGACGGCACGAUGUCAGCGGCGAACAGUACGCUGGAGGUCAAGCUCUCAAAGAAGAACUCCAUCUCGUACUCAGACAUGGUGGCAACCAAAAUGGACGCCCACGUCAUCUACGAUUCGGAGGCACCCCGCCUUCUUGCCGUGCAUCCUCCACACAAUGCUUUCGGAGUCGGUGCAGAGGUCAACAUCAGCCUCACAUUCAGCGAGGACAUUCAGGCUGGCAACGGGACCAUCGAGCUGCUGACGACCGGUGAAGCUUCUGUCGCUCUAGAAGCGUCGGAAGUCUUGAUCGUGAACGCAGCCAUGAUCAUUACUGGGUCCAUGCACGGUGGCUUGGCCUUGGGGAAGACCUGGCGCCUGCUGGUGCCAAAUGGUGCACUCACAGACCGGACAGGCCAGGCGUAG